AUGCAGGAGGAAUAUUUGAGAAAGGGUAUGAGCAGGAAACGACUCCACGAAGUCGUUGAGAAUUCACCUUCUGGCCUUGAUCGUCUCUAUGACCACAACUGGAAGAGGAUUUUGGACAUGUCCGAGUGGGAGCGAGAUCGUGUCUUUGCGCUUCUGCGCUGGGCUACGUUCGCAAUGCGGCCCUUGAAUGUCUACGAAAUCACUGAGGCUGUUCUCAUUGCUCGGUUUGAAGAGUUGGACCCUGAAGAAUAUCCCGACUCUAUCGGCGACGACUAUAUCAGAACUGAGACAAUUGGACUGUGUGGUCCACUGCUGGAGAUCAGAAAUAAUCCCGACUGGCCUGCUGUUGGUUUCAAAAGUUUCCAUCUUCCGCACUUCUCAGUACGGCAAUACCUUUCCCAGCGGCUUCCGAUUCCAAGCUGGAUUCACGACAAUGGCCAACUGCAAACGCAUUACGAGAGAACUCAGCACACCGUUCUUGCGAGGUCUUGCAUUCAGUAUAUAAACUUGUCUCAAGUCUGGGCAGACAGAAUCGACCACGAUGCUCGUUACAAAAGUCUCCGCCAUUACAUUAUGGCGUUUUAG
This is a messenger RNA of Fusarium sp. VM40, 585 nucleotides long. NCBI's taxonomy places the organism in Eukaryota, Fungi, Ascomycota, Sordariomycetes, Hypocreales, Nectriaceae. The record is from the annotation of a GenBank genome assembly.